This is a messenger RNA of Cuscuta campestris, 1073 nucleotides long. The record is from the annotation of a GenBank genome assembly. NCBI's taxonomy places the organism in Eukaryota, Viridiplantae, Streptophyta, Magnoliopsida, Solanales, Convolvulaceae.
AUUCCACACCCCAUUCAUCACCCAUUUCACCAAAAUUCAUCCAACACCCAUAAACCUUAAGUAGUCAAACUUCAAAACCCCUGCAAUUCCACCACCGCCCGCUGUGUCCUAUUGCCACCAUGAAUUCGUCCUUCAGUACCACUCAGAAUCUGGAUAACCUUCUCCUCCAAUCCAUGAUGGGCAGGCUCCAGAUCCGUCCGCCAUCUCCGAACCCCGCUCUGCUCUCUGCCGAAUCCCUAGAAGACCUCCUCCUCAAAAGCAUCCUCUCCCACGAAAAAGAGUACUCAGAUGACGAAGAAGAAGAAGAAGGUGGCAUCGAAUCUCCCCAAAAAUCUGAUCUGGCCAAGGAAGAAUCGAGGCUCGAGAAAGAGAUCAUCCGCACUAUCCACAGCGGCAAUUUGGACUCUCUGAAACCCAACUCCGGUCAGGCUGUGUCAAUAGGCGAGCACCACAUAUGCGUAGGGUUUCAUGAGGAAUCCCAGUCCGAUUAUCGGGUCUGGGAGUGGCACGGUCAUAUCAUGCUGUUUGAUGAGGAAAAUGGGUACACUCCUGAGUAUAUAUAUGGGAACUAUUUUGAGAGAGUCAGUGCUAAGCCGAUGAUGAAGAAGAAGCAGACUGACGAAGAGCAGCUGAAGAUGAAAGUGGAGAAGGUAGGAAACUUGGGGCUGAGGGAGUUGAUAGAGACAGUCGAGUGGAAUACUGAGGCUCGGGUGCUUCGGAGGAAUAUCAAUGCCGCCUCUCCAAACUUUCUAUCAGGGAGCUAAGCUCUCCAAACAAGAGUUCUUGGCGUGAGCAAAACACUUUUAACACCGAUGAAGGUAUUAAAAAUAUUGCAGAAUAAGAAGGUGGAAGACAUUAUGGCACUUGGUUUUUUAUGCUUGUUUUUUAAAAUGUUUUGACGGUUGUAACGGGCAUUGUGUAAUGUUUAAUUUGUCAAUUUUUUUGUAGCUUUAUUAUUGUUUCUUACUGUGUAACAACUUCUGCGUUUCUAUAUUUGAGAGUUGUAUGCUUUUUGAGUUUUUGUUUAAUCUGAGUUUUGCUGAAGAGGAAAGGAACAAAUAGAUUCAAUAGAG